GUGGGACGGGCUUCCGGAAGAAGGUCAUCACAAACAUGGCGUGGAGAGGAUGUGUAUUAAAAUGGUUAAAAACAGAGUUAAUCAGAUCCACCAACACGACUUUACGAAGCUCCAGAGAGAUCCCACACUACCAACAGAGGUACGGUUUCCGUCAGGAAGCCAAACGGCCGGAUACAAAGAAAGGAAAUGUUGUCCAAAAAACUAAAGUUUCUCCCUCGGAGGCUGGCACUCAAUCUCUCCCACCUCCUCCCAAAGUCCCCCGGCCGUCACUCUUUAAACCGCUGAUGUUCACAGUAGGGUUUACAGGCUGCUCAUUUGGUGCCGCGGCUAUCCUGCAAUACGAGACCCUGAAGUCACGAGUCAGGACUGCACAAGAUGAAGAAAAGUCCGAAAAAUUCUCACAGGAUAUGACGUACUGGCAUGACUGGUGGAACAAGCUGUCAGGCUUCCAGCGGCAGCUCAUCCUCCUCGUGUCCACGGUGGAUGACUUCUGGAGCAGUCUCUCAGAGGGACAGAAGACUGUAACAGGCAUCAUUGCACUGAAUGCUGUAGUCCUGUGUUGCUGGCGGAUCCCUGUGAUGCAAAGAAGUAUGGUUAAGUACUUCACGUCCACUCCAGCCGCCAAAACACGGUGCCUGCCUAUGGUCCUGUCCACCUUCAGCCACUACUCCAUUUUCCAUAUGGCGGCCAACAUGUAUGUCCUGUGGACAUUCUCAUCAGAAAUCGUCUCCAUCUUAGGAAGGGAGCAGUUUCUUGCAUUCUAUUUAUCGGCUGGUGUGAUUUCCAAUAUGGUCAGCUACACAUGUAAAACUGCAACUAGAAGUCUGCAUCCAUCAUUAGGAGCGUCAGGUGCUGUGAUGGCAGUACUGGCUGCAGUCUGCGCGAAUGUGCCAGAGGCCAAACUAGGAAUAAUCCUCCUCCCCAUGUUGACUUUCACUGCAGGAAACGCUCUGAAAGCGCUGAUCGCCAUGGAUACAGCAGGGCUCGUCCUGGGAUGGCGGAUGUUUGACCACGCAGCUCACCUUGGUGGAGCCCUCUUUGGAGUAUGGUAUGUGGCAUACGGUCACAAACUGAUCUGGAGGAAGCGAGAGCCUCUGGUGAAGCUGUGGCAUGAAGCACGUUCUCCAGGUGCCGGUGGAUCCAGGUCAGGAGGAGGGCCUGGGGUCAGUGGUGGACCUGGACCAAAAUGAGACUCUGCAAGACCUGUUCCUUUUUUUUUUAAACUGGAGUCCACAGUUACCCAAGGAUAUGCAAAGACACUUUUAUCAACAAGAGAGUCGGAUGUUAUUGUGUGUUAUUUACACAUAGAUUGUAUUCAAGGUUAGUAAUGAGCAUAAGGUUAUUUAAUGCAGUGUUUCUCAAACUUUUUCAUACCAAGGACCACUUAACCAAUAAAAAAACACUCGCGGACCACCUAACUCCACAAAUAUCCAAAAACACAUCGUUUUUUUUUAGAGAUCGCCUGAAAAUGGUACAAACAAGUGGCCACAUGUGUGAUGAAGGUGUUUAUCUGGGCUAUAUCAUGCAAUCGAAAGUGAAACUUAAGCUCGCUCCAUUGCGGAGAUAUUCCCACGAGAGUGCGAAAAACUUUAAUUAAUUAAUUAAUUUAAAAUGUGAAAUUGUACCAAUAUACUCACGGACCACUAGGGGGCGCUCACGGACCACCAGUGGUCCGCGGACCACACUUUAAGAAGCACUGAUUUAAUGGUAUUCAGAGAUCGGGAAUGUGAACAGGUGACACUCCAGAUGUUUACUGUGUGGACUGAUAACAUCUGUUGCCUUGGAGCUACAAAUGGAAAAUAUCAUCCCUCUACCUCUUAAUCUUCAGCCUUCAAGUCAGUUUUUUUUUUUACUGUCCCUAUUAUUGAAAGCAAUUGUAUAAAACUGGACAGAAACUG
Messenger RNA from Gymnodraco acuticeps, 1898 nucleotides. It is a transcript of the gene parla, whose product is annotated as presenilin associated, rhomboid-like a. Lineage: Eukaryota; Metazoa; Chordata; Actinopteri; Perciformes; Bathydraconidae. The coding region runs from base 36 to 1190 and encodes 384 amino acids. The record is from RefSeq and is a predicted model, not a curated record. Gene Ontology annotation, cellular component: membrane. The transcript has 10 exons. Gene Ontology annotation, molecular function: serine-type endopeptidase activity.